AUGGGCAGUGACGAAGGUGAAUAAACAUUGGUGGAAAGGUGUGUGAGAAAGAAAAUAGUAAUGAUGUUUUGUUGGGUAAUAACAGAAGAAACUAGAAGGAAAUGGAGAAGUCUAGGAGUUUCUUCUUCUACAUUCACCGCGAAACCUCCAGAACCAUUCCGAUGCAUCUUCUCCUUCAACAAAUACCACACCUUUCUCUCUUCUCCACCGCUUCACUUACAUUCACAACGAUAAGUAACAUUACUCCAUUAUUACUCUAACGUAACCAAACUCUACGCAAUUGUAUAUACACUCCUUUACCCGUUUCAUUCCACACUCACUAGCUUCUCAAUUUCUCGUAAAGCAAAUCUUUUUUCUUUCGCGUCUCAAGAUUAGAAAUGAAUCCCGACAAGUUUACCCACAAGACGAACGAGGCUCUUUCCUCGGCGCACGAGCUUGCAAUGAGUGCAGGACACGCGCAGUUCACUCCUCUGCACCUUGCAUGCGCUUUGAUAUCUGAUGCAAGUGGUAUUUUCUUCCAAGCGAUUUCAAGUGCAGGUGGGGAGGAAUCAGCACGCGCCGCGGAGAGAGUGUUUAACCAAGCGUUGAAGAAGUUGCCGUGUCAAUCUCCUCCUCCUGAUGAGAUACCCGCGAGCACGACCCUGAUCAAGGCAAUUAGAAGAGCACAGGCUGCACAGAAGUCGCGUGGGGACACGCACUUAGCCGUUGAUCAAAUGAUUCUGGGAAUACUCGAAGAUUCUCAGAUUGGAGAGUUGCUGAAAGAAGCAGGGGUGGCUACGGCUAGGGUAAAAUCAGAGGUUGAAAAGCUUCGUGGGAAGGAAGGGAAGAAGGUUGAAAGUGCUUCUGGGGACACUACUUUUCAGGCUUUGAAGACUUAUGGGCGUGACCUUGUUGAACAAGCGGGGAAGCUUGAUCCUGUAAUUGGGCGUGAUGAAGAAAUUAGAAGGGUUGUGAGGAUUUUGUCAAGGCGAACCAAGAACAACCCGGUUCUUAUUGGAGAACCGGGAGUGGGUAAAACUGCCGUGGUUGAAGGGUUGGCACAGAGGAUUGUAAGAGGGGAUGUUCCAAGCAAUCUUGCUGAUGUUAGGCUUAUUGCGUUGGAUAUGGGUGCAUUGGUUGCGGGUGCUAAGUAUAGGGGAGAAUUUGAAGAGAGGUUGAAGGCGGUUUUGAAGGAAGUGGAGGAAGCUGAAGGGAAAGUCAUUCUUUUUAUUGAUGAAAUUCAUCUUGUUCUUGGUGCUGGUCGAACUGAAGGGUCAAUGGAUGCUGCUAAUCUUUUCAAACCUAUGCUUGCACGUGGCCAACUUAGAUGCAUUGGUGCCACCACACUUGAGGAAUAUAGAAAGUAUGUGGAAAAGGAUGCGGCUUUUGAAAGAAGGUUUCAACAGGUUUAUGUGGCUGAGCCUAGUGUGCCUGAUACCAUUAGUAUACUUCGUGGGCUGAAGGAGAGAUACGAGGGUCAUCAUGGUGUUAGAAUUCAGGAUCGUGCUUUGGUUGUGGCAGCUCAAUUGUCUAGUCGGUAUAUUACUGGGCGUCAUCUUCCUGAUAAGGCAAUUGACUUAGUUGAUGAGGCUUGUGCAAAUGUGAGGGUUCAACUUGAUAGUCAGCCUGAAGAAAUUGAUAACCUUGAGAGAAAGAGAAUGCAGCUGGAAGUGGAACUUCAUGCUCUAGAGAAGGAGAAGGACAAAGCUAGCAAAGCCCGUCUUGUUGAAGUUCGGAAGGAACUUGAUGACUUGAGAGACAAGCUUCAACCCUUGAUGAUGAAGUACAGAAAAGAGAAAGAGAGGGUUGAUGAGAUUAGAAGGCUCAAGCAGAAGCGAGAGGAGCUCCUCUUUGCUCUACAAGAGGCUGAGAGACGAUAUGAUCUAGCCAGAGCUGCUGAUUUGAGAUAUGGUGCAAUUCAAGAAGUGGAAACUGCUAUACAACAGCUUGAAGGGAGCACUGAGGAGAACUUAAUGUUGACAGAAACUGUUGGACCAGAGCAAAUAGCCGAGGUUGUGAGCCGCUGGACCGGUAUACCAGUGACUAGGCUUGGCCAAAAUGAGAAAGAAAGGUUGAUUGGUCUUGGUGACAGAUUGCAUAAAAGAGUUGUAGGGCAAGACGAAGCUGUUAAUGCUGUUGCUGAGGCUGUGUUGAGAUCAAGAGCUGGGCUUGGUAGACCUCAACAACCAACUGGUUCAUUCCUGUUUCUUGGUCCAACUGGUGUUGGUAAAACUGAGCUUGCAAAGGCUCUUGCUGAGCAACUCUUUGAUGAUGAAAAUCAGUUGGUGAGGAUUGACAUGUCUGAAUACAUGGAGCAGCACUCAGUUUCUAGACUGAUUGGUGCACCACCAGGAUAUGUUGGACACGAGGAAGGUGGACAAUUAACUGAAGCUGUAAGGCGAAGGCCUUACAGCGUGGUACUUUUUGAUGAAGUAGAAAAGGCGCAUACAUCAGUGUUCAACACUCUUCUUCAAGUUUUAGAUGAUGGGAGGUUAACUGAUGGACAAGGCCGUACUGUGGACUUCAGAAACACUGUCAUUAUCAUGACCUCAAACCUUGGAGCAGAACACCUCCUAAGUGGACUUUCAGGAAAAUGUUCAAUGCAAGUUGCUCGAGAUCGUGUAUUGCAAGAGGUGAGAAAGCAUUUUAGGCCAGAAUUGUUGAACCGACUUGAUGAAAUUGUGGUAUUUGAUCCACUUUCACACGAGCAAUUGAGGAAGGUUGCAAGGUUGCAAAUGAAGGAUGUUGCUAUUCGUCUUGCUGAGAGAGGAAUUGCCUUGGCAGUGACAGAUGCAGCACUAGACUAUAUUCUUAGCGAGAGCUAUGAUCCGGUGUAUGGUGCUAGACCAAUCAGGAGGUGGCUUGAGAAGAAGGUGGUGACAGAGCUGUCUAGAAUGCUUAUAAGGGAAGAGAUUGAUGAGAAUUCAACAGUUUACAUAGAUGCUGGAUCAAAAGGGAGCGAGUUGGUCUACCGUGUGGAAAAGAAUGGAGGGAUUGUUAAUCCAACAACUGGUCAGAAAUCAGAUAUUUUAAUUCAGUUACCAAAUGGACCAAAAAGUGAUGCUGCUCAGACAGUCAAGAAGAUGAAGAUUGAGGAAAUUGAUGAUGAUGAAAUGGAAGAGUGAAUUUUAUAAGUGUAAUUAUCUUUGAUGCCCAGAGUGGCCCAAGUUUUUGUUCCUCCUUAAAACUGCUUUUUUUUUCUAUUUUCUGAACGAGUGUGAGUGACCGAAGAAAGAAGUUUCUUGUAAUACAUGCAGCUUUUGUUUGAUCAAUAAAAUUUUGUUUCUGUGAAUAAGUUGAUUAAUGAUUACUAAAUUGGGAUGGGUAUUUUCAGGUCCUUUUAGUUGCUUGUAAUCUUUGCUGGGCGAACCUGGAAAUUGUCUAUCUGGUACUUGUUAAUUUUUGUGCAAUAGUUCGUUUUUG
Molecule: messenger RNA, 3402 nt
Organism: Abrus precatorius (Indian licorice)
Lineage: Eukaryota; Viridiplantae; Streptophyta; Magnoliopsida; Fabales; Fabaceae
Product: chaperone protein ClpB1
Exons: 7
Coding region: 378-3104 (908 amino acids)
Biological process (GO): cellular response to heat
Cellular component (GO): cytoplasm
Molecular function (GO): ATP binding; ATP hydrolysis activity
Source: RefSeq, a predicted model, not a curated record